Molecule: messenger RNA, 4510 nt
Organism: Sorex araneus (European shrew)
Lineage: Eukaryota; Metazoa; Chordata; Mammalia; Eulipotyphla; Soricidae
Gene: GALNT2
Product: polypeptide N-acetylgalactosaminyltransferase 2
Exons: 16
Coding region: 354-2069 (571 amino acids)
Cellular component (GO): Golgi apparatus
Source: RefSeq, a predicted model, not a curated record
CUAUGGAGACGCGGUAAUCUCCUCCUCCGGCCCGCGUCGGGCCCCCGCCGCCGCCGCCGAUUGGUCGCCCUUUGCUCCCUGACCCUCUCGCCGCCUCCGAAGCCGCCGCUUCCUGCUCGGGCGCCGCGCGGCGCUCCCGGCCUGGGGCGGAGCUGGGGCGCCUGGUGCGCGCUGCCUCGGCCGCCGCGGUGCCGCAACCCGCGCCGGAGGAGGAGCCGCCGCCGCCGCCGCCGCCGCCGCCGCCGCGCCCUUCCCCUUCUUCCGCUCCUCCCCCCGGCCCGCACCCACCCGCCGGGGCUCCCGGGCUGCACUCGCGAGCAGCGGCGGCCGCGGCCGGCGGCCGAGUUGGGAGAAUGCGGCGGCGCUCGCGGAUGCUGCUGUGCUUCGCGCUCCUGUGGGUGCUGGGCAUCGCCUACUACAUGUACUCGGGGGGCGGCUCCGCGCUGGCGGCGGGCGGCGGCGGCGGCACCGGCAGGAAGGAGGACUGGAAUGAAAUAGACCCGGUUAAAAAGAAAGAUUUUCAUCACAGCAAUGGGGAUGAGAAAGCACAAAGCAUGGAGACCCUCCCUCCAGGGAAAGUCCGAUGGCGGGACUUCAACCAGGAAGCUUACAUCGGAGGGACGAUGGUCCGCUCUGGGCAGGACCCCUAUGCCCGCAACAAGUUCAACCAAGUGGAAAGUGACAAGCUGCGAAUGGACAGAGCCAUCCCUGAUACCAGGCAUGACCAGUGUCAACGGAAACAGUGGCGAGUGGAUCUGCCAGCUACCAGUGUGGUGAUCACGUUUCACAAUGAAGCCAGGUCGGCCUUGCUGAGGACAGUGGUCAGUGUACUUAAGAAAAGCCCACCCCAUCUCAUCAAAGAAAUCAUCUUGGUGGACGACUAUAGCAAUGACCCUGAGGAUGGCGCUCUCCUGGGGAAGAUUGAGAAAGUACGGGUUCUCAGAAAUGAUCGCAGAGAAGGUCUGAUGCGCUCCCGGGUCCGGGGGGCUGACGCAGCUCAAGCCAAGGUUCUUACUUUUCUGGACAGUCACUGUGAGUGCAACGAGCACUGGCUGGAGCCCCUCCUAGAGAGGGUUGCUGAGGACAGAACGCGCGUCGUGUCACCUAUCAUUGAUGUGAUUAAUAUGGACAACUUUCAGUAUGUGGGGGCAUCUGCUGACCUAAAAGGCGGUUUUGACUGGAACUUGGUUUUCAAGUGGGAUUACAUGACCCCCGAGCAGAGAAGAGCCCGGCAAGGCAAUCCCGUUGCCCCCAUCAAAACUCCCAUGAUUGCUGGAGGGCUGUUCGUGAUGGAUAAGUUCUAUUUUGAAGAACUGGGAAAAUAUGACAUGAUGAUGGAUGUGUGGGGAGGUGAAAACCUGGAGAUCUCAUUCCGAGUGUGGCAGUGUGGUGGCAGCCUGGAAAUCAUUCCUUGUAGUCGUGUGGGGCACGUGUUCCGGAAGCAGCAUCCUUACACCUUCCCUGGCGGCAGUGGCACUGUCUUUGCCCGUAACACCCGCCGAGCAGCAGAGGUCUGGAUGGAUGAAUACAAAAAUUUCUAUUAUGCAGCAGUGCCUUCUGCCAGAAACGUUCCUUAUGGAAAUAUUCAGAGCCGAUUGGAACUUAGGAAGAAACUCAGCUGCAAGCCAUUCAAAUGGUACCUUGAAAAUGUCUAUCCAGAACUACGGGUGCCCGACCACCAGGACAUAGCUUUUGGGGCGUUGCAGCAAGGAACCAACUGCCUGGACACUUUGGGCCAUUUUGCAGAUGGAGUUGUUGGGGUCUAUGAGUGUCACAAUGCUGGGGGGAACCAGGAAUGGGCGUUGACAAAAGAGAAGUCAGUGAAGCACAUGGACUUGUGCUUGACCGUUGUGGACCGGGCCCCUGGCUCCCUCAUAAAGCUGCAGGGCUGCCGAGAAAACGACAGCAGACAGAAAUGGGAGCAGAUCGAAGGCAAUUCCAAGCUACGGCACGUGGGCAGCAACCUGUGCCUGGACAGCCGCACUGCCAAGGUGGGGGGCCUGAGUGUGGAGGUCUGCGGCCCCGCCCUCUCUCAGCAGUGGAAGUUCUCGCUCAACCUGCAGCAGUAGGAGGGCCAGAGCCCAGGCCGUCCCGCUCCUGUGCCCUCCGGCUGAGUUUGAUGAUUACAUUCUUGAUUAUGUUUCUUAAACUUUCCACGAAACUAUAUACCUCAGUAUUCCAUCACGGUUCAACAGUCGGAGGACUUCAGCAGGACACAGGGUACGGGCAGACCCGGCAGAGGCGAGGACAGAGAACUGCUCUCCUCAACUCCCAGGAUGCAGGCGGGUCUCUUUCGGGGGGGGGGGGGGGCCCAUGGUGCCCCUCCUCCCUCCCAGCUUCUGCUGAGCAGCACCUCCCGCGACGGCAUGAACCAGUGGCCGAGAGGGAACCUGAACAUGUCAGUGGAGGCCAGGAAGGGCGUGUGGUUGCCACAUCACAGUGUAGAAGAGAAAGAAAAAAAAAAAAAAAAACGCUUUUGACUCUCCUCUCUUGAUCCCAUCCAGAUUCCAUAUGGUUUCCGUAGGCCCGAGUUGUGUUUCUUUGUUUUCAGGUUUAUGUGGUAUCCCUCUCCCGGCUCCUCUGUCCCCACGGUCUUCCUCGCACAGACCCUUCCUGCACAUGAUGUGCUUGCUCUUUUCAAACAUGGACUUUUCUACGGUGGGACACUAAAUAGAAUAUAUAUAAAGAAUGGGUGGUCAGUUCCCUAUGGUUUCUCUAGGUUGUCCUCAUCUCGUCACUUCCCCACAGAGCAGUUCACGGCCAUAAGGAGGAGGACUGGUGCCCGCCGGGGCCAGUUCCCUGCAGGAGGAAGUCACCUCCUUUGCCCCUGCAGCCUUAUCAGUGAGUAGGUGCUACUGUGGCCAUCGGGGGUCUCUCCCAAACCUCCCCAAGGCUGGCGGUGUCUGAGUCUGCACCCUUAGCCUUCAGCCCUGGCGUCUUUGUUGGGCGUCAGCGUGGGAAUUUACUCCAAUGUCUUGAAAUCCACUCUUUUGUGCCCUUGGUAUCUGUAAACCUGGAUGAGUUACUCCAUUUUGGCAAAUAUUACUUUGGGUAUAUUUAAAAAAUCAUUUUUAAGAAUAAAACUAAUCCCACAGUGCACCAUGAGGGUAGGAAGCUGGUUCACCUGCUGGAACUUCUGUCAGGCGCUCUGGGCCUUACGUCUCAGAGGGGAAGGCAGGAGUGGCCUGGCACUCAGUCCCCUGCAGUGAGCCAGGCCUCAAGGCACAGCUGAGGCUUGUGGGUCAAGAGCAGAUAUCAUCGUGGUCCAGUCCAGACCCACAGUGGGAACAGGCAGAGGUGUCACGUGCUGAAGUUUCUGCUGGGCAGCGCCCCACCAUAAUGACAGAGCACACCUCAAGGUGACUCCUCUGUGACUCUGUGAUCACUCUGUGAUCACUCCUUCCUGCUCCACGUACCCCUCCUGUCACUCCUGCCCACACACAUAACCAGAGGCUCUCAGGGCCUCCACAUGGUGGGAUAUGCAACCUAAGUGCCCAUUCGAAUGCCCUGUAGGGGGCCUGGGAGUUGCAGGGUGAAGAGUAUCCGCAGGAGACUCUCAUAGGUAGACGCUUAUUAAAGUGGCACCACGUUUCCUGCCUGUUUCAUCUGGGAAGACCCGUCAGUGUUCACCAUGUGGCGGUGAUGUGUCCUCUGGCUUCUCCCUUCUUGCCCAUUGCCCAGUAACCUGAAAUAGGGUCUCAGGCUGAUUCUUUUCUGCACACUUAACCUAAAUCUCCGAAAACUGAUCCUGCCAAGUCUUGAGAGAGCCCCCGGGACUUGUUUCAAAAAGUCGGAUUCAGGGGUGGGGGCACAAUCAUUAUACCAGUGUUCUCACCCAAGCUUCCGGGUUUCCUUGUCAGACCCUAUCACCUGUGAGCUACCACAACUGUUCAAAUAGAGUACCCUUUGGUGAAAAAUCAAUUUGGCGUUGAUAUAAAAGAACAAAAGUUCAAAAGAACAAAAUUCAGGUUCUUGAUGAAACCUUCAUUUGCGCACCUCUACCCACCAGAAUCUUUGUACCUCUGGGGCAGGUCCACUAAGUCUCUUGGGGUUGGGGGAGUAGUUGCCUAUGCCUGAGCUGUGAGCGGCAGUGGCCCUGGGCAGUGCAGAUGCGGUGAACAGAGGUGGGCUGGGCGGGCUCCCUUGAGGUGAGCUAUGUUUACAUGUCACAGUGUGCCAAAGUGACUUACUGUGGUUGCAUUAUUUUCUAGUCAUCGGGACUAUCCCACCCUCCCGCCCUCUUUUUACAAGUAAAGAUUCUUUCCUAAGAGCCCUCUGAGCAAAGUGUGGUGAAGUUAGUUAUUUCUCUGUGGUGGUUUUUCUUAUGUCUUCAUAAAAGCUACAGCGAUGGUAUGUUUUGCAAAUUCAAAAUAUAGUUUGGUAAUUUUUUUUCCAGUUGAUUUUUAAAAAGAACUGCUGUACAGAGCUUGUACUUUGUCCAUUUUAUAGAUGGAAACCAUCCUUGAAAAUUGUUUAACUUAAAUAAAGAGAAGAUACUUUAUAGAUAAUA